AUGGGGCAAAGAGGUCAAGCAGGGUGCCUGUUCAUUCUUUUGGUGUUGAGUGAGUUGGUAUCUGUUGAUCUUUGUGGCUCUUCUAGUUCCAGAUCGUCUCUUAGAGACAGAGAUUCUCUAAGACCAGAUUAUAAAUCUUCUGUUAUCCGUUCUUCUUCUCGGGGUCAUAGGGUUCAUGCUCAAUUGCUCCCUGUGAGGGUGGUAUGUCUGGAAAUGAAGUUGGUGGCAAACAUUCAGAGAGACCUCUUUGGGAAGGGAAAAUUGAUUAAUCCUUCAGACCUAACUCUUGGACCAGGUGCCUGCCAAUAUACUGCCUUCCAUGAAUCAAAUGACACUAUUGUCUUUGAGGCAGGGCUUCAUGAGUGUGGCAGUAGGCUUCAGGUGACUACAGACUUGCUGGUUUAUAGUAUAAAUCUAUAUUAUAACCCAACUCCUGCUGGCAACUCUGUUAUCCUACGAAACAGUCCAGCUGUGAUUUUAAUCGAGUGUUCUUAUCCAAGGAGGAGUAAUGUAAGCAGCAAGGCUAUCCAACCGACCUGGACUCCAUUCAGUUCUAUGCUGUCCUCGCAGAAAGGGCUGAAGUUCACCUUGCAACUGAUGACUGAUGACUGGAGUACUAAGAGGGUUUCUUCUAGCUAUCAACUUGGAGAUGUUAUUUCCAUCCAAGCUGAUGUGAACUCUAGAGGUCACGUGACUCUUAGACUCUUCAUUGAUAGCUGUGUGGUUACGUCAAAACCCAACCAAGAUUCAACUCCUUCUUAUACUAUUAUUGAUUUCCAUGGGUGUCUAGUUGAUGGUCGGCCAGAAAAUGUUGGAUCAACCUUCAUCUCCCCAAGGGCCAAGCCAGAGACUCUUCAGUUUAUAGUUGAUGCUUUUAAAUUUUCAAGGGAAGCCAAGGAUCAGAUCUAUAUUACGUGCCACCUGAAGGCCACUGAAGCUGCUGACCUGCCAGAUCCUUCAAACAAAGCUUGUUCCUUCAACAAAUCAAGCCAAGAAUGGUCUCCUGUAGAAGGUACAGAUAAUAUCUGUAGCUGUUGUGAAGCUGGUAGCUGCAGGAAAGGCCAUCUUCCAAACAUACUUACCAGAAGUCACUGGAAAAGGAGUAAGUUGUAUUGGAAAGAUGAACCUAGAGGAGAAAAUGAGGCUCAUGUGGUAGUUGGACCUCUGGUCAUUUCUGAUGUGACAAUACAUCCCAACAGCACUGAUAACCAGGACAAAAGAGCUAGAACCAACUCCCAAGGUCUGAAGAAAGCACCUAAAACAAUACUAUUGGCAGCUGGAUCUGUAGUAUUUUUCUAUCUCUCAUGCUACGCAUAUGGGAAGAUAUGA
Messenger RNA from Trichosurus vulpecula (common brushtail), 1329 nucleotides. Its product is annotated as zona pellucida sperm-binding protein 3-like. Gene Ontology annotation, cellular component: extracellular matrix. Bases 1 to 1329 code for a protein of 442 amino acids. The transcript has 9 exons. NCBI's taxonomy places the organism in Eukaryota, Metazoa, Chordata, Mammalia, Diprotodontia, Phalangeridae. Gene Ontology annotation, molecular function: acrosin binding. The record is from RefSeq and is a predicted model, not a curated record. Gene Ontology annotation, biological process: positive regulation of acrosome reaction; egg coat formation; binding of sperm to zona pellucida.